Molecule: messenger RNA, 1096 nt
Organism: Corticium candelabrum
Lineage: Eukaryota; Metazoa; Porifera; Homoscleromorpha; Homosclerophorida; Plakinidae
Exons: 2
Coding region: 1-900 (299 amino acids)
Source: RefSeq, a predicted model, not a curated record
AUGGGAUCGAAACCAUGGAAGCUGCCUAGAGUAUUUUGUAAGCUUCAAUCGUUAUCUGUAAAUGUUCGUUUCUUCUCUGCAGCUGUCUACGACUCUGCUCCAGGCGUCUGUGAUUUCAGCUACGGAAGCAGCUGCGUGUACAUCAACAGCGCCGCUAAUGUAUACGAGUGGAACAAAGAGACAACUACGACGUAUAUAACAACUGAUCUACCAUCGUUUAGUAACGGACGGUGUAUUGCUGGCUUUUAUGACGGAGUGCACGCAUCCGCUGACGUUCCCAACCCAAUUGUUAACAAAGAACCACUGCCGAAAUUCUCUCUCGGAUCCGGAAUUGCGAGAAGACGCAGAGGCACCGCUCAAGUCGAGCUUGCGCAUUUCAAAAAGAGCACAGACAGGCAACCGAAUCUAGACCGCGUUCGCCGUUCGUGCUUCAGAAUCGCCGGCAAAAACGUCGGGGUAACGCCGACCAAAUCGACGAGCACCGUCCUGACAGCAAACAAGGUUGUAUCUAAUGAAGUGUUCGAGGUUGGAAAGUUUGUGAAGCAUGUCAGUAACAGCUACAUCAAGUUUACGUUCACCGCCAGCGAAGGCUUGGGUUACUAUUUCUAUUGUUAUGCGCACUGCUUGCCUGAUCCGCUGGGCAUUCUCGAUCAGGUGGGAAGCGUCGAAGAGAGUAGAAGUCACGAGACGUUCCGGUUGUUUUCGACAAGCAGCGUUGGCAGUCACACGGUGUGUCUCAAUCUGAAAGACUCCGUUGGAUGUGGAGAAUUUGCGAUGAGAUUCAGUGCGACUAUCCUCCAUCUUAGCUCCCAAUCGGCUCGCUUGUCCUUUACACCCAAAGGAGUAUACUCGAGCUUGGCUCAAGCGGGAUGUACAAGUCCAGCAGCAAAUGAGACAUAAAUAGCUAGAGAAUUCAUAGAAUUCAAAAAACAGAAAUUGAACUAUAGCUAUAACUAAUUCUGUUACUUAUAAUUGGCUAUAGAUAGAUAUCUGUGUGCGUGUGUGCGCGAUGACAAAAUACGGCUGCCCUACGUAAUUACAAAUGUCAGUAUUAGUAUGUUGUAUGAAAGCAGUUUGUCCGAUUAAAAUAACUGCC